CCUGCCGCCGCCUGCCGCUGCUCAAACGUGGAGGGAAGGACACGGAGAUGGACGCUCGGCUCCUGACUGCGCGGGGUUAUUGUUAGUCGCGAAAUUUACGGCUCUGUCGACAUAUUUAGUGCAUUUCAUCCUCAGAGCUGGACCGAAAGGCUGGGACUGUUAGUUUAUUCUUCAACGCCAGAGCCGGCGGUUUGGAAGGAUAUCCCAGUGUGAGAGAAAGUGACCAAUCAAGAAGUGUGUGUGUGUGGGCCCCUGGACUUUGUAAGCAGCAACGUCAGCGUCCACACCUUUUAUUUAUUUUUACGAGGGGGGGGAAUGAAACCGGAUGGGGAUACCAUGGAGACCAUGGAGACCACGGAGCCCACUGAAGAUGCAGCAGUAGCAGAGCCCUCCUCAUUGCAGGACAACACAACCGAGGAAGCCCCAUCGCAACCAGAGGAAGCGGCCAUUGAUGAAGCCCCUGAAACCAUUCCCAAGGGCAACGGCAAGCCAGUGGCAACAGACUCCAAAGUUAAACCAAAAGGUGUUUCAACCAAAACACAGCCCGCAGCCAAAUCUGCAGGACCCUCUGGAUCAAGGCCGGGCACUUCCUCGCACCGCACUUUGAUUGACGUCAAGUCCUCUGCGAAUGUCUCUGCAGCUGCAGCCAAGAAAACGGCAACUAUAAAACAAACAGCAUCAGCAGCGGGGGGCGUACCUAAACGACCUGUGGGGGCAGCAGCUUCUUCCACGGUCAAGACCCUAUCUAGAGUCCCAGACAAGAAGCCUGUAGGAACAGCUAGGUCUACCUCCGCUGCUGCGUCCACAGCAACAAAUGGCACCAAACCAACCACCGUGAAUGGCAUUCCUAAGAAGAGACCAGUAGCUGAGACUGGCGCGAGACCCAAGACCACAGCUCCUGCCAGCAGAGCAGCGGCCUCCACUGCCUCAAAACCCAGCACUUCAACCACGUCAAAAGCUGUUGGUGCAACAACGAAACCAGUCGCCUCGGCAGUUUCAAAGACAACAAGGCCGACUACAGCUCCCUCAACAUCUCGACCUGCAUCCACCACAUCCAGGCCCACAACAGCUGCACUGAAGCCCUCCACCACUGCAGCUGCCAGAACCGCUGCCUCUAGAGUCAACACAGCCCCCCCUACUGGCAGGACCACCGCAGCACAGCCUCCCAGAACUGUAGCUGCUAAGAAAGAUGUCAGUCGCCCAACUUCUGCUACAGUUGCAAAUAAACCUCUAGCAGCUACGACAGCCGCUGAUGCCAAGAAAAACCCUCGCCCCACAGCCCCCGUAAAUCUCAACACUGCCUCCAAAUGUUCCACAACAACCAAGGCAGCAGACCCCAAGGUGUCACAGACCAAAGCUCCUGCAAAAUCUACUCCCACCAAGAAACCUGUAACUUCGGUUCUGUCCCUGGCCCAAAACAAACAGUCUUUUGGACGAUCCCCACCUGCGUCUCCAGCCAACAGACCUGCAAACAGCAGCACUCCUCAGGCAAAACGCAGAACCAAACCCACUCAGGCUGUCCUUCCUUUCACUGCCACAAAGAAGGCCGGUGUUUCCGGUAUUCUCAAAGCUGCUGCCGGAGCACAGAGGGCUGCCGGUGGUGCAGGUGCAGCAGUGGAGACUCCCCCUGUCUUGUCCCAGAGUACUACACAGGACGUGGUGCCACAAGAGACUGCUGUAAGACAGGAAGCUGCCUCCUCUCCUCCACGAACCCCCUUCAACCCACCCUUACCACAAACACCCACACUUCUGAUGGAGAACGAGAGCAGUGCUUUAUCACCAACAACGCAGGAACAGACCCCUGCCCCAGCCGAGCCUGCAUUACCACCAGUGGCCUGUCCCCCAGAUUACACUGAGGAGCCUGGUUACCAAACCCCCUCCACGUCUAAAGCCCUCCCAGCAGCAGCAGCAGCAGCAAAUUCCCUCUCUCUGAAAGUUCCUCCCACCAAUCUAAAUGAGGAAGAGGAUGAGGAGGAGGAGGAGGAGAGGGAGGGGAGCCAGCUGGUUUCUGUGUCUGAGAUGAGUGGAACCACGCAGCCCACAGAGGAGUCUCGUCCCGGCUCGGCAGGACCCGUCGGAGGGUCUGCCUGGAAGGCCGGUGGCGCCCUGUUUUCUGAGCUCGACUCUGAGGAGGUGAGCGGUAGCCAGCAGGGGGCGUCGGAGCUGAGCGCCCCCGGGGUCCUGGAAGGCACCGAAAGCAUGGACGACCUGGGGGACGGCAGUCUGAAGGGAGCCAUCGACAUGGAAGGGGCCUCAGCGGGGUCACCUGACUUUGAGAAGGUCCCCGACAUACCGGCUAAUGACUUCGAUGAGGACGAUGACUUUGACGACGACCGGGUGUGUGACAUGGACGUGGGCUCGGAGCGGGCCGACGAGCCGCAGAGACUCCGGCAUGAUAACGACGCGAAUGAUGAAGAGGAGGAGGACGAAGAUGUGGAAAUGGCAAGUGAGGGCGUGACAGAGAGCGGGCUGGAAAGCUAUGGGAAUGCGGAUGAAGAUGACUUUGCUGAAGAUGAAAGGCUGGACAACCUGAACAGAGUGGCCGAGCCCCCGCCUCCCCGUCCUCAGGUCCCCUCCGCCCCCGCUGCUCAGUGGGAACAACCAAACCCCUUCGUUGACCCCUGGCAUGCAGACCCUGAGACCCCGACUCAGGCCUCAGCUUGGUUGGAACUCGGCUCUGCUCCUUUGGUUCCUGAAAACCAAGAAGCUCCCAAUCAGUCCUCCGUCAAAGAUGAGCCACAAGAUCUAGCUCCAAUGCAGACCCUGGCCCCGGUUCUUCUCUCUGCACCCCCCAUGUCUCUGUCAAGCACCCUGAGCAGUGAGACCAGCACCCCCGAGGAGCUCUGCGACUACAAUCGAGAUGGGAAGGCUGAAGAUGUGCAUGCACCGGCACUCUCCCCACAGCCUGAGCUGGACCACGAGGAGGCCGAGAUGCUGCCCGCUGACGAAGUCCUGGGAGGCCCUCCAACUUCCCCCACCAACAACCCCUCCCCCACCUCGGUAACAGAAGACGAGGCCAACAACACGGAGGGAGAGGCUCAGUUGGAUGAUUCCUUGGAGACGACGCUGCCCGCUGAAGAAGUGCUGGGAGGCCCUGCAACUUCCCCCACCUCCAACCCCUCCUCCACCUCGGUAACAGAAGACGAGGCCAGCGACACGGAGGGAGAGGCUCAGUUGGAUGAUUCCUUGGAGACGACGAUGGUCAGCCAGCACAUCACCUUCAACAGCCAAUCUCCAUCCCAGCGCUGCCUGUCCACCGUGGAAGAGGGAGAGGAGGCUGACACGGAGGAGGCUCGUGCAGGUGAAGACACCACCCCACCUUCCGCUACAUCGUUAGCAUCAUACGGCUUCGACACCAUGACCACGGCUUCCAACGCCCAGUCCACAGGGGAGAGCUGCGCCAGGAGCCCCGGCAUCUUCUCCCUGGAGGAGCUGUCCGAGGAGGCCAAGGAGCCGUGUCUGAUCCCGCAACCUCACACGCCGCCAUGCUUCGCAGAACAUCAGUACAUCGAUUGUGGGAAGCAGGAAUCAGAUUCUGCUGAGCCCGCUGAGAAAACCAGCAGGGGUGUGCCGGGGCCCGAGGAAGCCCCGGACCCUUCGUCUGCCCAGAGCACUUUGCAGCAAGCCGAAGAAAACCCAGAGGACGUCCAGCCUCCCUACUAUUCUGCGAUCUGUGAAAGGACUGAGAACUCUUUUGCAGCUCUUCAAGGGGAAGAAAAUCAAGCAUAACAAAGGAAAUGCGGAAUGAACUGUUUCCAUGUGUAUUUAUCUCAACACUUUUUUACUGAAAAAAGCUGAUAACUGAAUGAUUUUUGAUUGUAUAUUCCUGUUUGUUUCAUUUUACUCUACUAUGAUAAAGGCAAUCUUCCUUAUUGCUGAUCACUAAUCAUAUCUUCUUGCACUUUAAAUUGUACCCCAGCUUUUUCUUGUGUGCAUCCAUCUUUUGGAGUCAUGAAAACUUAAAUAAAGAUUAGAUUUUUUACAAUGAU
Molecule: messenger RNA, 3989 nt
Organism: Notothenia coriiceps (black rockcod)
Lineage: Eukaryota; Metazoa; Chordata; Actinopteri; Perciformes; Nototheniidae
Gene: prr36a
Product: proline rich 36a
Exons: 6
Coding region: 316-3729 (1137 amino acids)
Source: RefSeq, a predicted model, not a curated record